Messenger RNA from Plectropomus leopardus (leopard coralgrouper), 710 nucleotides. The record is from RefSeq and is a predicted model, not a curated record. Lineage: Eukaryota; Metazoa; Chordata; Actinopteri; Perciformes; Serranidae.
GCAACAACUGCAGGAGCUGCGUCUGAAGCAGGAGCAGAAGGAGAGAGACCUGAAGGGAGGCCGGAGGAGAGACCUGCAGGGGGAGACGGCGGGGGAGAGAGUGAAACCACGAAGAGCACAAACACAACCCCCCAAUUCAAACGCUGACUGUGACCUGCAGCCGCCGUCGCUGUCCGGCAUGUCGGUCGAUCCUGAAGCUGCAGAAGUCCGAGAGGAGAAACAGGAGGAGGAGCAGGAGAAGGAGGAGGAGAAGGAGGCAGAUAUGAAGGAGCAGGAGCGGGUGGACGCGCUCCUCCAGAGGAAGAAACUGCUGCAGGACCUGGGGGUGGUGGAAAAGAUCCAGCAGCUGCUGCAGGGCCGAACAGACGGAGGGGGAGUCCUGCAGGACACCAAGGACGCCUGCAGCCAGCAGCAGAGUAAACACGCUCAUCAGAGACAACAGCAGACGAAGUUGGAGUCUUUGACACAGUUUUCCCAACGGACGAAGCAGCAGCAGCAGGCCUGCACUCAGAUCUCACGGCAGCACAUCCACUCCCACACGACUCAGCAGCGUCUGCCGAGGCCCUCGAUGGAGCAGAGGAGCCUGAACGAGUCGGAGCCCGAGAGCCACAACAGAGCGGCAGAAAUACGCAGGACCAUCAGCGCCGCGCGGAUACACUGGACAGGUAAACGCGUCUCUGCAUGAUGUGAUUCCACUGACAUGAUCUCAA